CCAACCCUUACCCCCGACCCCACCCCCUACCCCCUGCCCCUACCUCGACCCACCUCUACCCCACCCCCACCCUUGACUCAACCAUACCUCACCCCCACCUUACCCCUACCCCUAGGGGGGUUGGUAUGGGUGGGAGUAGGGGUGGAGGGUACGGUCGUUGUAAGGGUAGGGGGUAGGGAAGGGGUGGGGGUCAAGGGUGUGGAAUUGGGGGUAGGGUGAGGGGUGAGGGUACAAGGCGGGGUAGGGGUUAGGGGUGUGGGUAAGCGACUAAGCGUAUGAGGUGACCCCAUAUAUUAUAUUAUAUACUUGUGUUAAUGAAUGUUUGUGUGUAUAUAUCUAUAGGGUUAUUUUAGUCAUUUUAAUGUUAAACGGUGUUUUAAAUCCUUUGAAGUAAACAUGAACUUACAACACUGUUUAGUUUAUGCGCCGCUUAUUAACGCGAGUCUUAAUAAGCACCGUUUACUAACCCGUGAAGUAAACGUGUCCUUGGUCAUAUAGUAAUGCGUUGUCUUUCAGCUUAUGCCAACAAAAAUCUGGAUGACCCGUCCAAAAAAGUUUGUUGGAGAAAUAUAAUAUUAACACACAUGCAAAAUUUAUAAUAAUAAAGUAGUAAUACAUAUGGAAACUUUCAUUUACCAAAAUUUGGUAAUUCGUACAAAGUCAUACUGUGUAAUAAAGUUAUGGUUAUUAUAAUAUUACACGUAUGGAACAAAUAAAGUAAUAGUACACAACAUGGUUUAAUACAAAUACGGUGUACCAUAUUAUUCCUACGUAAUUUUUGUAAUUCCUGCCAAUUAAUAAAAACGAAAGACACAUGGUUAUAAUUAUCCGUAACACAAAUGGAAGUUCCAUAACAUUUGUAUACCGUGUGCACAAAAUAUUUUGAACACUUGUUCCAUAACAUUUAUGUACGUUUUUACAUAAAUAGAACAUUUUGUUGGGAUCCCUACAUUAUUGGAGAGAUUCUAGAAAAUUCUAGAGCUUUCUAGAGAAGUAUAGAAUUUUCUAGAACGUUGCGGAGAAUCCUAGAGAAGUCUAGAACUCUCUAGAAGCUUGCGGAAUAAUGUGGAAUCCUCUGGAAUAUUCUAGAGAUGUGUGGAACCUUCCGGAAGCUUAUGGAAGAGUAUGGAAGCAUAUGGAAGAGAAUGGAGAGGUGUAGAGAUUCCUUGGAAUUCUCUAGAAUAGGUAGUCAUGUAGAUCAUUCUAGAGAAAUAUUCUACACCACUCAUUAUGGAGGUGGAGUAGUAUAAAUAGGAGUAGGAGCCUUCAUUCCUAACUAUCCCAAUCUUAAUCCUAGCAAUUCUAGCAAGAGAGAAUCCACUUCCUAGAGUGAGAAAGCUAGAGAGUUAGAGAGCCUCUUUGAGAGAGAAGAGAGUUAGCUUGGGAAGGUCAUAUCCUCAAGCUUGAGUGAGCCACCAUUGAGUGAGACAAUUUUGUAACAUUCUUGUAAAUCAUACUAUUCUUUUGUAUCGUGGAAGAAUCUCCAUAUUGGAGAAUUUAAAUCGUGUGCUCCCAUUACUACCUUAAUUCCUAAGUGCCUAUCUUAACUUCACGAAGCGGGAAAUUCCGGAGUUUUUUCCCAACAGUGGUAUGAGAGCCAGGUUCAUUUGAGGUUGUCAUCAGCUCGUGUAGUUCAAGAUGGAGGAUAGCGUCGCCCAUGAUGGAGACAUGUUCAAGCUAACUGCCAACAACUACUCAUAUUGGAAGCCAAUGAUGGAAGACCAUUUAUACUGCAAGGAUUUGCAUGAGCCCAUCAUCUACAAAGAGAAGGUGGAAGGCAAGAGUGACGCUCAAUGGGAGCUCACUACUAGAAAAAUGCCUUACAGUGACACUUUCGUAGUGACACUUUUGUGAUAGAAUACUACUUAUGACUUAGAAGUGUCACUAAUUUCUAACAAAAAAACAUCAGUGUCCAAUAGCGACACUUAAUGGGCCGGGUGCAUGGAUAUGUGCGUUAGUUUCAAUUUUUUACCUUAGCUGAUUUAACACUUUGUUUUUUCAUUACACUUAGCCAACCUAUUCGUCCUUCCCCAGUAGCCGCACAAACUAACCCUAGGUCCCCUGAUAAUCGACUUUCUUCUCAACCUGCCAAUUCUUCGUACUCGCGCCUCGCUACUGUCCUUCUCAACCUGCCGAUUCUUCGUCCAGAGCUAGAGAACAUACACCGUUGCCCCAGUUCGAUCGAUUUAGUCCAUGGCAGCCUUCAACAGUUCGAUCGAUUGAGUCCGUCGCAUUACUCCGCGCGUCACCAUACUCCGUCGCCGCACUACGCACGUUGCGUCUUCUCUCUCAGGUUGAUAUAUAUAUAUACUGAUUUUAUAUUGCAAAUAGGUAAUGAAUGUUGCGAUUUCUGUAUGUUAAUUAGCACCUUGGUUGUCCUUUGCUUGUGAAUAAAAAACUGUCUUUCUUAUUUAAUGCUGAGUUGUUGAGUUGCAAUUAGUAAUUUUAUUCACAUGAGUGUAGAUUUUAUUCACAAAAAACUGUCCUGAGCUGUCCUUGGCUGUCCUGAGCUGCAUCUUAAUAAGCAACUGAUUCAUAUACCUUGGUUGUCUUUCUUAUUGUGCAUCUUUCAUAUACUGAUAUGUUGAGUUGCUUGUGAAUAAAAAACUGUCAUUAAUAAAGGUAGAUUUUAUUGUGCAUCUUUGUUUAAGUUCAUGUUGAGUUGCAAUUAGUAAUUUUACAUGAACCAUUAUUGAAUCAUUACAUGCUAAAGUCAUUGUGAACAUGCAUGCUGAAUUUUGGAGGUUGUACCAUGAAAAUAUAUCCUAGGGAAAAUAUAGCAUCUGAAUGAGUGAAAAUAAAGCUAAUUAACUUUGUCCUCACUUUGUUCAAUUGAUUUAUUCACUUUUGGCAGCAGGUACUACCUUACCAUCUUAGAUUUAAUUUGCGUGAAAACUGUCUCAUAUCCUGCUGAAAAGAACUGAGUGAGGACAAAGUGAAUAAAUCAAAUUACAAAUAGGUAAGGUAGUAAUCAAAACUGUCUCAUAGCUAACUGUCUCAUGUCCUCACUUUGUUCAAUUGAUAUGAAACUGUCUCAUAUCCUGCCCAAUUGAUUUAUUCACUUUGUCCUCACUCAGUUCUUUUCAGCAGGAUAUGAGACAGUUUUCACGCAAAUUAAAUCUAAGAUGGUAAGGUAGUACCUGCUGCCAAAAUUUAAAAAAAAAAAAGUACUCCUAGAUAGUAUACGAAAGGUAAGAGAAAUAAAGCUGUAAGGGGUGAAAAGGAAGAAUGGAACAAGUAUAAAAGAAUGGAUUAUAAUAAAUUUGAUCUGACAUAAACAUUGCUUCAAACUUUAUGACGAUUUAAACAUUGUAUCAAACUGAGUAAAGGUUGAGAUCUAAUGUAUAAAGUUUCUAGCUUGAGCACUAUGUCUAAGUUUUAAAUUGAAGUGUAAAAAGUAAAAAGAGAGUAAAAGAUACUGCAUAGGAAUGUCUCCCAUUGAUGGAAAUUAUCAGUCAGUUGUAUGGACAAAAUGUAAUCAAAAUAUUUUAGUUUUUAGUUUCAAGUUGUUUUAACAUUACACUAUUACCCUAUUAGAAUAUAUUUUUGAGUUCAUUUAUAUCAAAUUGCAACUCUAAUUCAAUAAGGAAAUAUGGUUAAUGUAUAUUUUUUUUACAUAUCCCAAACUGAUUUGCUUUGUUUAUUUAUAGAUAUUGGUAUGACUUGGGAGAGGGAAAAACUGAUUUACUUUGUUUAUUCAAAUGUGUGCUUCAGUUUUUGAGGAUUUUAUAUAUAUUUAAUUUCUAUAACAUUAAACUGAAACGUAGAACUCCAAAUUACAAUAUUUAUAAGCUAAUUUUCAUGUUUUGUAGUUUAUGUAUACUAUUUUGAGUUUUUGUUUGUACUAUAAACUAGGUAUUAGUAUUCAAAUGGAUAAGUCUUGGAUAAAUGAUGCCAUAGUGUGAAAAAAUUACUUGAGGAUGCAUCAAAGACCUCCCUCCUAGACAACUUGAUCACUUGAUGUAAAUAUUACUCAAAUAAAACUAAUAAACUAUAAAAGAUAAAAAUUACUGCUAUUAGGGAGUUGGACUUAUGCAAGGUUGUCAAAAGACCAUUAAGAAGCCCACGUUUUUAACAAAGCCCAACUAAAUAAGGUCAAAACAACUUAAUAACCUACAAUAAACACAUAGCGUAAACAUCCUCCUACUCCGCUCCUGCUCUGCUCUGUUGUACCUGCUUGCUACAUCCUCCUUUCCCUCCACAUCAACCACAGCUUCCAGCCACAUCAACCGCAGCUUGCAGCAGCCCAGCACUCACCGAUCAAAUCUGAAAUGGAAGGUGGAACUGCAGCCACGGCUUCUGAAGCUGCUAAGUCAACAAGAAAUGACCCAGCCAUGCUUAACAUGACUUCUCACGGCAGUCACGGGUAGAUCUUCAAUUUUUUGAGAUUUUCCAGAUUUUAACUUCUAAAAACAAACCUUAUCAUGAUAGGUUCUAAAACAAAAAAUAUAUCUAAUUCUGAUCCCAGAUUUGAUUGAAGUAAAAAUAUUAUUUCUGAAAAAUAUUUUUACAUACGAAAAUAUCGAUCAAAAUUUGUAUAAUGUCAUUAAAAUCAGUUUGGCUCUCAUACCACUGUUAGUUAUCUUUUAUCAUUAUAUUCGUUUAUAAAUUAGAUUUAUAUUGUGUGCUUUAAUUUUAUCUGUCUGAGUUAGAUCUCGUUAGUAUAUCAUUUGAUAAUAUGUUUUAGCAUCUUGAUUAAGUAAUUUAAUACCCCGUUAAAUGUUCCCAUAAAUUAAAAUUUAAGUCUUAUCUGGGAUAACGACAUCACCCAUCAUAAUUAAAUUAGUAGAAAUAUUUUUUCGUUGAAGAAUAUUUCACCCAAGUGUUUAUUCCAUUCGACAAAAUAUAGAACUAAUUUAUAGGUACAAUUGGUUAUGAUCGUGUGAUGGUUUUGACUUACUUAAAUUAGCUCGAGUCGCCCAAGCGUCAGUGUUAAUUUAGGGAUGUCGAUCAAUUUAAAAAUUGAUCAACCAAGAGUUGUUUGGACACAAUUGGUCUAGGGACCUACCCAUUAUAUUAUUACAGUGAUCAGCCCAAGCUGGGACUGUAAUAGUAUGAAUGUGGAUCUUGGCCACUAUGAUUGUAAAACAUUCCAUGUUCUUUUUAUUGGGGUCAAAGAGCAUGAAAAUAGUGAGAGCUAAAUAAUUAAAAGCCUGAAUUAUUUAGUUAACUAAAUGUGAUCAUAAGAAUUAUUAUAUGAUUUUAAUUCCCGUUCUAUUUGAAGUUCUCUAGGCUUUUAAGAAUGUCGAAUUUAUCAAUGAGAAGUAUCUUGGAUACAAAUAAUCUGACUCGAUCAGACUUUCUAGACUUCGAACAAAAUGUGCGUUUAGUGUUUAGGCAAGAAAAUAUUGAGAUGUGUUUGACACAUGUCUACCCGAGGUUCCUAAUGUGAACUCUUCUGAAUUAGUUAUAUUUGACAUAGACAUUCAGAAGAAUAACAUUGCUAAGGUAAGCUCUACUGCUGAAUCUUUUCCUACGGGAAAGAACAAGCAGAAGAAGAGAACUAAGGUUAGACCUAAGCCUCUAGCUUUGAAACCUAAAGGUGGGAUUCAAAAGAAACCUAAGGUACUAAAGGAUGUAUGCCUCUACAACAAAGAUAAGGCAUUGGAAGAGAGGUUUUAAGCUAUGUAGGGCUAAUCUAGCCAAAGCAUCGAGUGCUUUUAGCUUAGGUAUUUUUAUCAUUAGUAUUAAUAUGUCUACAACUAACUCUCACUGUUGGGUAUUAGAUACAACGUGUGGCUCACACACUGGAAUAAUGUGUAAAGUCUAAGUGACAGUAAGCAGUUAGACUGAGUGAAAUUGGCCUACAAGUAGAAAAUGGAGCAAUAGUUGCUGCUAGGCAUGUUGGCAUUUAUAAAUUAGAUUUACCCAGUGGUUAUAGUUUAGAACUAAAUAAUUGUUAUUUUGUUGCUUCUAUAACAAAGAAUAUAAUUUUCAUUCAUAUGUUAGACAUUAAGGGGUUUCCUUACAUUUUGGUGAUAACACUUGUUAUUUUUGACAAAGUGACAUUGUGUAUGGAAAUGCCCCUCUUAUGAAUGGUUGAUAUAUUCUUACUUGUAGGCAUGACAUAUUAAAUGUACAAAAUAAGAGACCAAGGUUAAGUAAUUAGAAAAAUACCACCCAUCUUUGGUAUUGCGAUUUGGCCAUAUUAGUGAAACAAGAAUAACAAGGUUAAGUAAAUUAGAUUACUUAACACCAUAUGAUUUUGAAUCAUAUGGUAAUUGUGAUUCCUGUCUUUUAGCUAAAAUGACCAAUAUACCUUUUCUUGGAAAAGGAUUGCGGGCCAAAGAAGUGUUUGAAUUGAUUCACACAGAUGUGUGUGGACUGUUUGCAACUCAAGCUAGAGGAGUAUUUUCUUACUUCAUCAUUUUACUGAUGAUUUCUCUAGGUUUGGUUUUUGUGUAUCUUAUGAAACACAAAUCAGAAACUUUUGAGAAAUUCAUGGAGUAUAAGGUUGAAGUAGAGAAACAACUUGACAAGAGUAUCAAGACUCUACGAUCUGAUUGUGGAGUGGAAUACUUGAGUAAGGAGUUUUUUGAUUACUUGAAAGGUCAAGGAAUUCAGUCACAAUGGACUCCUCCAGGAACACCUCAGUUGAGUGAGGUUUUUGAAAGGAGAAAUAGAACCUUGUUGGACAUGGUUAGGUCCAUGAUGAAUUCCACAUCUCUUCCAACAUCUCUUUGGGGAUACGCAUUGGAAACCUCAAUAUACGUUCUGAAUAGAGUUCCAUCUAAGUUAGUGCAAAAGACACUAUACGAGUUAUGGUGUAAUAAGAAGUCUAUUCUUACACAUAUUAAAGAGUGAGGUUGCCUUACAUAUGUGAAGAAAAUGGACAUUGACUAGUUGAGACCUAGAAGUGAGAAAUAUUAUUUUGUGGGGUAUCCUAAGGAAACUAGGGAUACUAAUUUAUCUUCCCGGGGGAUAUAAAAUCAUUAUUUCCAGACAAGCGAGAUUCCUAGUACAAGACUUGGUCUUUAAGGAAUGUAAUUGUGGGAGGAUAGAACUUGAUGAAGUUCAAGAAUCACAAAAUAAUAUAAAGGACGAAGACUUGUUAGAUAGUCAAAACAAGGAUUCAGUAGGAGAAUUGAGUGGAAGCAUGUCUCUAGGAAGAUGUCUUUCAGUUAGUGGGAGUAACAUAGGAAUCACCUCGCACCAGCACGUGAUUCUUAUGAAAGAAACAAAUGACACGGUUGUCAUUCUUUCUGCACCCACUUCUCCUUCUCUUGAAACAAUUAAAAGUGUAGCACCAGAAAACUCUCCGAACAUUGGAUAGUCCAAUGAAGGAGAAUCUCUUCACAAUCAGAAUGAAUAGCCUGAAGAAACACAAAAUAUUCAACUUUGUAGGUCUACUAGGAUUCAUCAUGAAUCAACUAGGUUUGGCUUCCACAUGGAGAAUCAUGAUGAUGUAAAAAUUCAUGACAAGGAUGAACCUAAGACCUAAACCUAAACCAAUAUUAGAUGUUGAUUUAGAGAGGUGGUGAGAAGCCAUAAAAUCUAAAAUGUACUUGAUGUAUAUCAAUCAAGUAUGGAACUUGGUUGACUUGCCUGUUCGGUUAGACCCAUUGGAUGCAAAAUGAUUUUCAAGGAGAAAAUUAAUGCUGAAGGCAAGGUGAAAACAUACAAAGCUAGGCUAGUGGCUAAAUGUUAUAGUCAAAGAAAAGGAAUUGACUAUAGUGAUACCUAUUCGCCAGUUGCAAAACUCAAGUCCAUUUGGAUUUUGCUUGUUAUAGCUGCUCAAUAUGAUUAUGAUAUUUGACAAAUGGAUGUCAAAACCCCUUUCCUUAAUGGAAAUCUCAAGGAGGAGGUGUACAUGGUAAAACCUGAAGGUUUUCUAUCCAUAUCAAAUUCUAAUUCAAUAUGUUAAUUAGAGAUAUCUAUUUAUGGGCUGGAACAAGCAUCUAGGAGUUGAAAUAAUAAUUUUGAUGAAAAAGUCAAACCGUUUGACCUCAUCAAAUGAAAUGAGGGUGCUUGCGUGUUUAGAGUGCGCAAAAAGGAUAGUGUGGUCUUUAUAAUCAUAUAUGUUGAUCAUAGAGAAUGAUAUCCCCUCAUUGAAGUCCGUGAAAGAAUGGUCACCCAAAAUAUUCAUGAAUAUCUUUUGUCUAUAGUAGACAGAAAGAACUAGUAGAAUUUAACUAUUCUAGCACUAGUUUCAUGUAUGAUAAGAAAGACUACGAGUCAUAGUCAGUAUAUGUAUUUAGUCUCAAUGUAAUAGUAAUGCUAGUAAAUUCGACAACUAGAGCCUAGUAAAUUGUUGCAUUUGAUGCAACAUAGGUAAGCGUUUAGAUACGUUAGUUCCUUAAAGAACUAGGGGUAGUUCCUAGCGACAGUUAUCCAAUAAUUGUUAUUGUGACUGUACCGGUGCAUUUGCACAAGGUAAGGAACCAAGAUGCAAAGUAAGGAACUAGAAAAUACCAGUAUGCUAUCAUGUUUUGAUACAAAUAGCAAGAUGAGAAGUUGCAAUAGAACACAUUCCCGUAGAGGACAAUUUGGCUCGCUCAUUCACCAAACCUUUGAGAUGUUAGAAACACACUAGACUUUUGAGAGUCUAGGUGUUAGACGCAUCAGUGAUUGGCACUAGGCCAAGUGGGAGAUUGUUAGUAUAUAUGUCCUAGCGACAAUCAUUUUUUAGAGAUAUAUGUACUUGAUCACAUUCAGUUUUAUAUAUUUGAUAUAAACGGUAUUACACAUUGAUGAUUAAGUAUUUCGAUUGCCAAUAUCUUAUUCAUAAUUGUGUUCCCAUGGAUUUAUGUUGUCACUAAGUAAGUGAGAGCUUAUAUGAUAUAACAUAAAGUCCUAAAAUAGCCUCAAUCAAUGAUCAUCAAGAAAGGGAUAUUGAUGAUAUGCGAUAAGAUUGGUAUGUGGACUGCAUCAUACUUUUAGAAAGUAUAGUUGAUCUCACAACUAUGAAUUCCUGUAAUUCAUGAUGAUCACAUAGAUAUUUUAGAGAAUAUUGGCAUACCCACCGAGAAACCAUUUGAUAAGUUCUAUUCAUGUGUCUAUGGGAUUAUCGGCGUAUAGAGUAGUGUAAUAGUCCUCCGACUUGAGGUCAAUACGUACUACAUGUGCGGAGUGAUGUACUUUGACCAUGACCAACGCUUGCACACCAAUCGGGGUAGAUACGACAUGUGUUGGGUGCAUCACGAAGCACAUGGAGUAGUAGUUGAGGCAAGAAAGGAUUCAUUCCUCAUAAUAGAUUAGGAGAGAACAUUCUACUUCUCAUAUCUAGAUGAAUCAUAAAGUCAUUGGCCAAUGCAAAUAUAUAUUCGUUUUGGAUAUCGAAUAUGAUCGUUAAAGAUCAUCUAGAAAGAUUGAGAGACAGAGACUGAGUUAUUGGAAUAGACACAAUAUCAUGUUCUAGACUUAGUCGAAUGUUCGCUGAAUGAAAGGACCGUAUCACUAUGAACUCUAUAUUACAGGGAGUUUGAAUAGUCCUCGCAAACGUCCUUAUAUGUUAAGUUUGUCUGGUAAAUCGUCUAGGGAUUCUACUAAGACCUUAAUUUGAUUAGUGCUUAAUAUACAAGGCCCUAUGGGUCACACAACAAGUGAUUACACCUUCCGAUUGAAUUGUUAGAAGGAAUUAAAUAUUAUUAAUUGGAUUAAAUAAUAUUUAAUUCGUAAUACUGAAAAUGGAUUAAAUAUUAAUUAGAUUAGACGUAUUUAAUUCAUAAAGGUGAAGGAGAGUUCUAUUUGAUAGAAUUAAUUAAGUAAGAUAAAUUAGAUUUAUCAUACUUAAAUAAGAUGUAUUUAUUAUUAAAUAAAGUAGAUAUUUUCUUUUGUAAUUUGGAAUUAAAAAGAAAAAGUAAAUAAAAUAAAUAAUAAUAUAUAAUAAUUAGAAAGUGGCGUGCAGCCACAUCUCAAUUAUUAUUAUUAUUUUGUUUUGUUUUAUCUAAUUAUUUAAUUAAUUAGGAGUAUUGGUCCUAGCAGGACUAGAACUCAUUAAUGAGAAAGACUUUCAUUGUGAUUAGGAAACUAGUUUAGAACUAGUAUAAAUACAUACUCCUCCUUCAUAAUUCAUUGUAGAAUUUUAGAUUCAGUAUUACCAGUUUAUUUCCCUGCGAAGAGAUUUCCUAGCCUUUCUCUAAAGGGAGAUCUAAUCGUUCUUUCGGAGAGGAGAAAUCACGUGGAUACCUAAGGUCAAGGAUUAUCACCGCUAGGCUGGAAGAUCUGUAAGUUCUAACUCAAAUCUGUUAUUAUUAUCAUAUUCGUUGUUUUGUCAUAAUCAGGAAAGAUCUGUUUGGGAAAAUUUUAAACUUCCGCUGCCGUACUUUCGAGGGCCUCCAAAGUUCUAAAGGCGGACCUGUUUUUAUCAUUUUCUUAGGGGUGACGAUUAAUCAUGCCCAAAAAUCCAAGAAAAGGUUGAAUUUAAAAUGGGUGAGAGUGAUGUGCCCUAAGCAAACAGGAGGAGUUGAGUGUGGUUACUUUGUGAUGAAGUACAUGAAGGAUAUUGUAUCUGACGUGAAUCGUUUGAAACAGAAUUUCUCUACCGUCAAGGAGUAUACCGAAGAUGAUAUUUUACAAGUGCGUGAGGAGUGGGCUUUGUAUGCUGCUACUUUGAUAAAAAAUGUGCAAGCGGAUCCUACAAAGGCUUGAUGAUAUGCACGGGGAGAUGCAUUUCUGAUUAUUGUUGAUGGUGGUUAGAAUGGUCGGUGUUAUGUUAUGUUUGUAGAAUGUAGAGGCAGGUCAAACUUUUGAUAACUAAACAUUGGUACCGGUUGGGAAUGUGACUUGUUUGUAUUUUAGCAUCUUCAAUGAUGCUUGGUAGUAGUUUUUUUGCUGAAUUUCAAUAGCCGGUUUUUUUGCGGGAAUAUUGCAUGCUGGAAUUUUUCUAUAUCUUUUAUCCGGCGGUAGGAAAUGUAAUUGAACAAGAAUGUGAAAUUGUUACUGAAUAUUAUAUGUUAAAUGAUGUAUUUUGGGUAUCCAUUAA
This is a messenger RNA of Cuscuta europaea, 10924 nucleotides long. Lineage: Eukaryota; Viridiplantae; Streptophyta; Magnoliopsida; Solanales; Convolvulaceae. The record is from the annotation of a GenBank genome assembly.